Molecule: messenger RNA, 660 nt
Organism: Volvox carteri f. nagariensis
Lineage: Eukaryota; Viridiplantae; Chlorophyta; Chlorophyceae; Chlamydomonadales; Volvocaceae
Exons: 2
Coding region: 1-660 (219 amino acids)
Source: RefSeq, a predicted model, not a curated record
AUGUCCUUCGCUUCUUCCAUCGCUGAUGAUGACAUCAGGCGUUACGGCCCUCAGAACGCUGCGGACGGAUUCAUCAGCAGCACCGGGGUCGGCAUCUUCCGCAGCGGCGGCGGCAGUAGUGACCUCAAACCUUGGCUGUCCAUUGACCUGGAGGGGCUGUUCGCAAUCAGCCGGAUCGUGCUGUACAACCGGUGGGACUGCUGCGGCGAACAGCUCGUGAACGCCGAAAUCCGUGUGGGUGGCGCACUGGUUAGCAACAGCCUCACUGCGGCGCAGAUCAACCUUAACCAGCUUGUACGACGGGUGGCCGGGGCCAGCACCAGUGGCGCAAUCAUAACCGUCGAGCUGAGGCCCCCAGUCACAGGCCGCUACAUCACCCUUCAGAACUUUGGAAAUAAUGCUACUGCGCGGGCGGCCAGCCUGCAAGUGGCGGAGCUGCAGCAGCACGGUGCGGGGUACGGCAACAGCGCCCUCAUACUAGCCACCAGCACUCAGCCUGACGCGGGUGCUUGCUGCCAGGCUUGCUUCUCCCGGGUCGAUUGCAUCCACUGGGACUACACACCUAGCAGCCAUACAUGCCACCUUAGGCCGGACAGCGGGCCCCGUCUUGACGUACAGAUGGAUGGCGACCGAGUCACAGGCUCUCGUAAUGGUAGGUAA